AUGGCCAUGUCUUUUUGCUUGCUCCGCCGCCCUCUGGUCUCCACCUACACCUGCCGCUCGUGUCUUUGCCGGCUUUCACGCCCAUCACGACGUCCCAUCUCGUUUGAGUCGGCCAAGGACCAUAAACCUAACCCCGCCUUACCAACAUUUCCCGCACGGACGCGGUUUGCACCAUCGCCGACGGGUUAUCUGCACCUAGGCUCUUUGCGAACAGCACUCUUCAACUACCUCCUCGCCAAGAGGACAGGAGGCCAAUUCCUCCUGCGCAUUGAGGAUACAGACCAGAAACGGACGGUACACGACGCCGAGCAGCGACUCUUUGACGAUCUACGAUGGGCGGGACUGCAAUGGGAUGAAGGGCCAGAAGUCGGAGGUCCAUACGGGCCGUACAAGCAAUCCGAGCGAAGCGCAAUCUACAAAGAGCACGCGCAUACCUUGUUGGAAUCAGGAAAUGCAUACCGCUGUUUCUGCUCGACGGAGCGCUUGAAUGCCCUGGCCGAACACCGACACAAACUAGGCAUUGCGACAGACUACGACCGCACAUGCGCCGUCAUACCAAAGGAAGAAAGCGACGACCGCGCUUCAAAGGGUGAAUCGCACACGAUACGUCUCAAGGUUCCCGACCAGUAUCCAACCUACAAGGACCUCAUCUACGGCACCUUUCGCCCGCUCAAACGACGAGGACAUGUCACCGAAUCCGCCUACGAAGACCCCAUCCUACUCAAGUCGGAUGGCCUACCUACCUACCACCUCGCCAACGUCGUAGACGACCACCUCAUGAAGAUCACACAUGUAAUCCGUGGCAGCGAAUGGAUGCCCAGCACACCCAAGCACAUUGCCAUGUACCAAGCUUUCGGUUGGACACCCCCCGCCUUCGCCCACGUCGGCCUCCUCGUCGACGAAGCCGGCAACAAGCUCAGCAAGCGCAACUUCGACACGGACAUCACCGCCUUCCGCGAAAUGGAAAUCUUCCCCGAAACCCUCACCAACUUCGCCGCCUUACUCGGGUGGAGCCACCGCGAGAAAAAAGACGUCAUGGACCUGGCUACGCUCGUCAAGAACUUCUCCCUCAAAUUCACAAAGGGAAACACGACCGUCACGUUUGGUAAAAUGCAGUUCCUCCAGCGUAAACACGCGUUGCAACGCGCGGAAAAGGGCGGGGAAUACCUAGAGGAAAUGGUCAAUAAUGUCGCGUCUUUACUCACAUCCCCAGACUCCCCUUAUCAAGACUGGAAAGCCAUUGUCGGCUCCUCCUCCUCCCUAAACGACUACAUCCGCUCCAUCAUCACCGCCGACGCAGAAAACUACACAAACGCAAACGAAUUCCUCUACAGAAACUCGUUCCUCUUCACCCCUCUGCGCCCCUUUGACAAAACCCCGCCCAUGACAACAACCUCGGAUAUCCCCUUGCGCACGCAGAUACUGGGCCAAUUAAGCGAGGACGAGUGGAAUAGGGAAAGCAUCAUGGGCAAGAUUCAUGUCAUGAUUGAUCAGGGGCCGGAGGAGAAGAGACCGAAAGCAAAGGAUGUGUAUCAUUAUUUGCGCAAGAUGGUUACGGGGCAGGAUGAGGGGAUGCGGAUUUAUGAUGUCAUGUUGAUUUUGGGGAGGAGGGAGACGCUAGCUAGACUGGGGGUCGAGGUAUAG
Molecule: messenger RNA, 1644 nt
Organism: Pyrenophora tritici-repentis Pt-1C-BFP
Lineage: Eukaryota; Fungi; Ascomycota; Dothideomycetes; Pleosporales; Pleosporaceae
Product: GlnS, Glutamyl- and glutaminyl-tRNA synthetase
Biological process (GO): glutamyl-tRNA aminoacylation
Cellular component (GO): mitochondrion
Molecular function (GO): zinc ion binding; glutamate-tRNA ligase activity; ATP binding
Source: RefSeq, a predicted model, not a curated record